Molecule: messenger RNA, 1989 nt
Organism: Fukomys damarensis (Damara mole-rat)
Lineage: Eukaryota; Metazoa; Chordata; Mammalia; Rodentia; Bathyergidae
Gene: Noct
Product: nocturnin
Exons: 1
Biological process (GO): circadian rhythm
Molecular function (GO): poly(A)-specific ribonuclease activity
Source: RefSeq, a predicted model, not a curated record
CUGACAGCUGCUGGCUUUUUCUUUUCAGCUCUUGGAGAAGGCAAAGACAACUUCGUCCAGUGCCCUGUGGAAGCACUCAAGUGGGAGGAACGGAAAUGCCUCAUCCUAGAAGAAAUCCUAGCCUACCAGCCCGACAUCCUGUGCCUCCAGGAGGUGGACCACUAUUUCGACACUUUCCAGCCGCUCCUCGGUCGAUUGGGCUACCAAGGCACGUUCUUCCCCAAGCCCUGGUCACCUUGUCUGGAUGUCGAACACAACAACGGACCAGACGGCUGUGCCUUGUUUUUCCUCCAGAACCGAUUCAAGCUGGUCAACAGUGCCAAUAUUCGGCUCACAGCCAUGACGCUGAAAACCAACCAGGUGGCCAUUGCCCAGACCCUAGAGUGCAAGGAAUCAGGGCGACAGUUUUGCAUCGCCGUCACCCACUUGAAAGCACGCACCGGCUGGGAGCGGUUUCGAUCAGCCCAGGGCUGUGACCUUCUCCAGAACCUGCAGAGCAUCACCCAGGGAGCCAAGAUUCCCCUGAUCAUCUGUGGGGACUUCAAUGCAGAGCCCACUGAAGAGGUCUAUAAACACUUUGCUUCCUCCAGCCUCAAUCUGAACAGCGCCUACAAGCUGCUGAGUGCCGAUGGACAGUCCGAGCCGCCGUAUACCACCUGGAAGAUCCGGACCUCGGGGGAGUGCAGGCACACCCUGGACUACAUAUGGUACUCCCAACACACGCUCAGUGUGAGGUCGGCGCUCGACUUGCUCACUGAGGAACAAAUUGGACCCAAUCGGCUCCCGUCCUUCCAUUACCCUUCCGACCAUUUGUCUCUGGUGUGUGACUUCAGCUUUAAUGAGGAACCCGACGAGGUUUUAUAAACGCUUGUCUCUGUUUUUAACCACAAGAGUCUUAACCCAGGGAGUUUUCAGGAUACUGAAAUAGGCUAAGUAGUUGCCCAAGAAAAGACUACUUUCUGUCAUUUCACUUUUCGUGUUUCCAGCAUGCCCUUAGAAAAGACUUCGUUCAUUCACAGACCUUUCAGUUAAAGCCUGCAGUGAAAAGGUGUCUCUCUGCACUCCAUUUGGGGCUGGUAUUGUUUCCUUUACCUUUGUAUUUUCAGUCAGUCACUUACGGGCAUUCAGUUAGGUUUAUUUUGAAGCUUUUUCCAGUUUGAGGCUGCUGUAAAAAUUCGGGCUUGCUGGAUGGAGACCUCCAUAGUUAACAUUAAGUAUGUAGAGACAGUCUCUCUAGACGGCGUUUCAGGUUAUUUAUUUGUGGGUUUUUAAGUGUCAACAGGAUAUGCAUGGCAGUAUUUAUUUUUUUAUACCUUUAUGUAAAUUAAGUAAAUUACAGCAUUAUGAACCUUUUAGAGCCAUGCAAAAAACACAAGUUAUAGAAAACUUAUCUCAUCUGGUGGUCUAGCAACGUGUGUAUAAGGAACUGCUCAAUCUGGAGGGUGUUUGCUAUUUGAUGUAAAAUCAGGUCUGCAAUACAUUCUUCAUAAAUAAUCCUUGUGGCGCCUCACUGUUCCCCAUGACUGCUUCGUGAAGGAGUCCAGUUACUGUUCAAUUAAACCAGUGUUUUCAUUAUUUAAUCACUGCUUUGUAUUUGUACUUUUUCCAUUAAAUUAUGAGCAUACGCAUGAGGGCUGCUCAGUAUCACCGUUGUUUGUGCCAGCGUGUGCUUUUUACAGUAGCUUAUUUAGGAGCUUGUAUGUGGUAGUAGCCGAGAAAGUCCAUGGGACCUUUUCUCAGAGAUGAGCAACUUUCUAGAAAGCCUGCAAAUGGGCUGCCACUGAAACUGCCUAGAACAACCGCGUCUGGUUCAAAACGUCUAGGGAGAUGAAAAGUUACGAGAUACCUGUAACAAAAGAUACCUUACACAAAAGUGGUAUGAGGUGGUAGUGAGUGCUAAAGUCUCUCUCAAAGAAAGUAACCUAUCGAUAAUAAACCGGUAAAUAUUUUAACAUGAAUUGUACGUAAGAUUAAUAAAUGGUCUUUUAA